Messenger RNA from Fonsecaea pedrosoi CBS 271.37, 813 nucleotides. RefSeq lists its product as uncharacterized. Lineage: Eukaryota; Fungi; Ascomycota; Eurotiomycetes; Chaetothyriales; Herpotrichiellaceae. The transcript has a single exon. The record is from RefSeq and is a predicted model, not a curated record. Bases 1 to 813 code for a protein of 270 amino acids.
AUGCCUUUUCGCUUCUCUGAACUCGCAAAGAGAGGUAAGUCUGUGUCCAACUCCGGAGCGUUUGAAGAAGAAGAAGAAGCCACAGCAAGACCUAUGACCACGGCGCGCAGCUCCUACGCAUACAGUGACUACGUCAGUGAGGACCUCAACGACUAUACCAGUGAGUACGCAUACGAUGUCCGCGACUCAAAGCUCAAGUCGAACUCAAGUGGUCUUCCACAGUCCGCCGUGUCACUGCGAGUAGGUCCAAGACGACCAGAUCGGACCGACACUCCCGCCCCAGCCAGCAUCUACUACGACAACGGCACGGGUGUCCUCCACGCAAACUUCGUCCGCGACCAGGGCCUGCCGCCGCACGUGCGCACGACGGCGCAACUGGCCGAGUUUAUCAGGAUGCGCGAGGACAGCAGCAACGGCUUGGAGGACGGGGGAGCAGCACCACCCGCAUCCUUCUUCUCCACGUCCUCUUCGUCGUGUUAUUCUUCGCAUUCAUCGUCGUCGUCAUCCAACUCUAACCCUCCCUCUCCGAGUCAAUCUACCGGACCCAUGUACCACCAUGGACCAGCGUCGAGAUCUCAUGAACGUAUUCGAGUGACAGCAGCAGCGGCGGCGGCGGCGGGAAUUCUAAUUCGACACCACCACGUCGCGCGACCCAUCGUCCGCGUCCGCGUCUUACCCGGCGCGACACGUACGUAUAGGUACCAAGGGUUCUGGCUCAGACGUGGGACGAUGCGCAAGACCAACAACUCCGAGACCGAGUCUGGCAAGAAGGAGAAAGGCGGGAAAAAGCGGGCCGAGAAAUCAAGGAGGUGA